This is a messenger RNA of Ascochyta rabiei, 1197 nucleotides long. RefSeq names its product Hydroxymethylbilane synthase. Lineage: Eukaryota; Fungi; Ascomycota; Dothideomycetes; Pleosporales; Didymellaceae. The record is from RefSeq and is a predicted model, not a curated record. Gene Ontology annotation, molecular function: hydroxymethylbilane synthase activity. Gene Ontology annotation, biological process: heme biosynthetic process. Gene Ontology annotation, cellular component: cytoplasm. The transcript has 2 exons. Bases 1 to 1197 code for a protein of 398 amino acids.
AUGGCCUCCGCGACAGCCUCCGAUGGCCAGACGUCGUCGCAGCCAACACCAAAAGGCCUGACCACGUCGGCCAGCACGCAGUUCCCCACCGUCAACAUUGGCACGCGCAACUCGGCACUGGCGCUCAUCCAGGCCAACGCGGUCAAGCAAGCGCUGAAAGAUGCCAACCCAGGCCGCACGUACGAGAUCUGCCCUGUCAUGGUGCAGGGCGACAAAGACAAGAUCACCCCGCUGCAGCAACUGAGCCAAGGCGAGAACGCAAAGAGCCUGUGGACCGGCGAGCUCGAGAGCAUGCUGGAGAAGGGAGACCUGGACAUCAUCGUCCACUGCCUGAAGGACAUGCCCACCCAUCUGCCCGACAACCUCCUCCUCGGCGCCAUCCUCGAGCGCGAGGACCCCAGCGACGCCCUCAUCAUCUCGCCGCGCCUUCCCAAGGAGACCACACUCGCCACACUGCCCCAGGGCGCCACCAUUGGCACGUCUUCGGUCCGCCGCGCUGCUCAGCUACGCAAGCUCUACCCGCACCUGAAGUUUGCCGAUCUGCGAGGCAACGUCGGGACAAGGCUAGGCAAGCUGGACGCCGAGGACUCGCAGUACUCUGCCAUCAUCCUCGCAACUGCCGGCCUGAACAGGAUAGGUUUCUCGAAUCGGAUCAGCCAGAGACUCAGCAGCAGCACCGGCGGCAUGCUGCACGCCGUCGGUCAAGGCGCCCUAGGCAUUGAGAUCAGGAGGAACGACAAUGUCAUGAAGGACAUGCUCAGCAAAAUACGAUGCGAGCGCACCACGCGGGCUUGUGGCGCCGAGCGCGCACUCCUGCGCACCCUCGAGGGAGGAUGCAGUGUGCCAAUCGGCGUCGAGACAACAUGGCGCGGCGGGAAAGGUCUGGCGGUCGGCGCUCAGCCUGCGAAGGACUACGACAAGCACGGUGCUGCUCUGGAGGUUUCAGAGCCCCAUCUCGACGACCAGGAGCUGGUGCUGAAGACAAUGGUUGUUAGUGUGGACGGCACCGAGUUCGUUGAGCACGAGGCAACACGCAAGGUCCGGUCCGCAGAGGAAGCCGAUGAGUUUGGGCAGGAAGUGGCAAGAAUCUUGAUCGAGAAGGGCGCAGGUAAGAUCCUGGAAAAGAUCAAAGUCGAGAAGCAGUGGGGUGCAAAGAAGCAAUUGGAGGCCAUGGGCGUCGCCCCAGGCACAGCAUAG